Messenger RNA from Pocillopora meandrina, 822 nucleotides. The record is from the annotation of a GenBank genome assembly. NCBI's taxonomy places the organism in Eukaryota, Metazoa, Cnidaria, Anthozoa, Scleractinia, Pocilloporidae.
AUGAGUUUAAUACCAUCAUUAGGUUUUAUUGGCGGAGGGAAAGCAGCACAAGUUAUUGCUAAAGGGUUUUUAUCCGCUGGAGUUAUCAAGGCAAAUGAAAUCUUCGCCAGUGCUCCGUCUGAAAGAGACUUGACCCAGUUUCGCACCAUGGGCUGUAACGUGAGUAACGAUAAUAAGUGGGUAAUGAAAGAAAGUAAUUUUGUGUUCCUCGCAAUAAAGGCCAAAGUUUUCCCUGAUGUUUUCAAAGAAAUUUCUCCUGUGGCAACGAGAAAUCAUUUAUUGGCAUCCAUUGCGGCUGGAGUUACCUUGGAUUAUAUGCAAAAUUCCUUGCCGGGAAGAAGUCGGAUUGUUCGAAUGAUGUUGAACACCCCAGUGCAGUUUCGCGAAGGAGUCACCGCUCUAACAUUCGGUAAAUUUGCCCGUGAAGAAGAUUACACCCUUGUACACCAGCUGAUGUCUUCUGUGGGAUAUAGCUUUGAUGUUGACGAAGAACUGAUGGAUGUGAUGACUGCUCUAACCGGUGGUGGGCCAGCCUACCUGUACAUGGCGAUCGAAGCUUUAGCGGACGGCGCUGUUCGGGCCGGAUUAAAUCGCCAAGAAGCCAUGAAAUUAGCGGCUAAAACGUGUGCUGGAGCAGCAAAAAUGGUGUUAGAAAGUGGACAACAUCCAGGAGAACUGAAAGAUGCUGUGUGUUCUGCAGGGGGUUCAACUAUAGCUGGAAUAAACGCUCUCGAAGAAAGUGGUUUUCGAGGAGCUUUGAUGAAAGCUGUUCACGCCGCCACCGAACGCGCUAAAGAACUCGGAAAAAACGGCACACGGUGA